UCCAGGACCAGGUGGGUGUGUGAUUGUUGAGAGAGAGAGGGAGGGAGGAGGAGGCUGGUUUUGUUGAGGUGCACCUGAAUCCUGUUAGACUAGUUCCAGCAGGAAAAGGAAGUCUGCACUCGACCUGAGAGGGAAAGUAAGAAAGGGGCCAGCUUCCAUCAACAAACAGCGUCAGCCACACUGCACAAGAAAUGGGGUCUGAGGGAGAGAGCUACUUUGGAAAGCAUGGAGAACCACAGAAAUAUGACCCAACGUUUAAAGGUCCAAUCCACAACAGGGGCUGCACGGACAUUGUCUGCUGUAUUCUCUUCAUUGUCGCAAUAAUUGGAUACUUUAUUGUGGGGAUUGUGGCCUGGUCUCACGGAGACCCGAGGAAAGUGAUCUAUCCCACUGACAGCAGGGGGCAGUUCUGUGGGCAGGCUGGCACCGAACUCGAGAAGACUCCCUUCCUGUUUUACUUCAACAUCAUGAAGUGUGCCAGCCCCCUGGUGCUGCUGGAGUUCCAGUGCCCCACGACCCAGAUCUGUGUGGAGAAGUGCCCGGAUAAAUUCAUGACGUUAUUGAAGGCGUAUGCCAAUCCCUCAGACAUGGACUAUUACAAGAAGUUCUGUAAGCCUGAGUUUGCUGGCAUGACCAAACUGAGUGCUCCGGAGGUUCUUCGAGAUGGAUACUGUCCAGCCAUGCUGAUUCCCAGCAGACCAUUCACACGCCGCUGUUUCCCGGCUCUCCGGGCUAAGAAAGGCGUGAUCACCGUCGACAACCACACCACGUUCGACGACGGGAUGGGGGAGAGACGCAACGUUACAGAUCUGCUUGAGGGGGCCAAGAAAGCCAACGUGGUGCUAGAGGCCCGUCAGGUAGCCAUGAAGAUAUUUGAAGACUACACUGUGUCCUGGCACUGGAUUCUCCUUGGCCUGGUCAUCGCCAUGGUGAUCAGUCUGAUCUUCGUCGUGCUCCUGCGCUUCCUGGCUGGAAUUAUGGUCUGGGUGAUGAUCGUGCUGGUUCUCUUGGUCCUGGGUUAUGGGAUAUUCCACUGUUACAUGGAGUACGCUGCUCUGAAACAAACCCCUGGGGCUGACGUCAGCAUCAGAGAGCUGGGCCUGCUGACCGACUUCACUGUGUACCUGCAGCUGAGACAAACCUGGCUGGCUUUCAUGAUUAUCUUGUGUAUCAUUGAGGUGGUCAUCAUCCUGCUUCUGAUUUUCCUUCGCAAACGGAUUGUCAUCGCCAUAGCCCUGAUCAAGGAGGCCAGCAGGGCGGUCGGUCACGUCAUGUGCUCCCUGAUCUAUCCCCUGUUGACCUUUGCCCUCCUGGCUCUCGUCAUCGCCUACUGGGCCAUCACUGCGGUCUUCUUAUCCACCUCCAACGAGCCUGUUUACAAAGUGUUUCCAAACAACACGAACAACGAGUCAUCGUGCAUCUACUCCAGAAAAACAUGCGACCCACAGACUUUCAACACCACCAACAUGACGAAGGCGUGCCCGGAUGCGAAGUGCUUGUUUGCGUUCUACGGCGGCGAGACGUACUACCACAAGUACCUCAUCUUCUUCCAGUUCUACAACGUCUUCCUCUUCUUCUGGUGCGCCAACUUCGUGACGGCCCUGGGGCAGGUGACGCUGGCAGGAGCCUUCGCCUCCUUCUACUGGGCCUUCAAGAAACCCGACGACAUGCCCGCUUUCCCCAUCUUCACCUCGCUCGGCCGGGCGCUCAGGUACCACACGGGGUCGCUGGCAUUUGGAUCGCUCAUCCUGUCUAUUGUGCAGGUCAUCAGAGUCCUGCUGGAAUACCUGGACCACAAACUCAAAGGUCACCAGAACAAGUUCACCAAGUUCCUGCUGUGUUGUUUGAAGUGCUGUUUCUGGUGCCUGGAAAAGUUCAUCAAGUUCCUGAACAGAAACGCCUACAUCAUGAUCGCAAUCUAUGGAAAAAACUUCUGCACCUCUGCUAGGAAUGCCUUCUUCCUCCUCAUGAGAAAUAUUGUUAGGGUUGCGGUUCUGAACAAAGUAACAGAAUUCCUGCUCUUCCUGGGGAAGCUUCUUAUCGUCGGAAGUGUUGGGAUCCUGUCUUUCUUCUUCUUUUCAGGGAAAAUAAAACCCAUUGAGGACACGGCCCCGACACUCAACUACUACUGGGUCCCUAUACUGACGGUGGUGAUCGGGUCGUACUUCAUCGCUCACGGCUUCUUCAGUGUCUACGGCAUGUGUGUGGACACGCUGUUCCUGUGUUUCUUGGAAGACUUGGAGCGCAACGACGGCUCCCAGGAAAGACCCUACUUCAUGCCUGACACCCUCCUCAAAGCUCUCAAGAAAAAGAACGAAACGAAGCCCAGCGAAUAGCCACCCGGGCCAGCGGCUUCGUCUGCAGCAGGGCGUGUGGACAGCAACAGCACCGCCCCUCUCGUCUACAAGAGGAAUUCUUUACUGUGGAGGCAGUUUCAUCUUUAAUGGAAUUGCCAUAGCAUAUAUCUGCAGAAUUAGAUUUUUUUCGCCCAUGUGUAUCGAUUUUAAGGUACAGUACUUUGCAUCCAUUUUUUUGUAUUAUUGGGAGUGUUUCAAACUUCAGUUAUCGGCGUGUUAUUUAGCAUUAUGAGACGUGAUACAUAUUUUAAAGAUUGAUAUUGUUUUAAAAUGGAAUCUGCAAAUAUGGCAGCUUAAAGGUGAAACAACUUCCAUGGUAAAUAUUUUGUUUUUUGGACAACGUCUGUCCGACCGUUGUCCUUUUGUCUGCUAAUGCCUCCUCUCCACAGCCUCUCCCCAGGUGUAACUGAGCUGGCCGGCCUGGAUGAGGUGUAGUUAGACGGCUGUCUGUGUUACCUGUCUGUCAGGUGUAGCGACACAGGAAGUAAAACGUCACAUUGGAUUGUGGGAUUGAUUGAAGAUAGACGAAGUUAAACAAACGUGUGUGGCUGUUUUUUUUUUUUAUUUUUUAUUAUUAUUUCUGGUAGUCUUACUAAAGAAAAGCGUUGGAAAACGACCUCACUGGAAACAGCCUCCAGCUACACCUGUCCCAGACCGGCCAGCUCAGCUUACCUGUCGAGAGACAGUGGAAACGAAGCAUCCACUUCCUUGUGUGCUGCGUUCCAUGGCUAAUUCCCUCAAACCAUGUGGCAAGCGUCUAGACCUGAAGCGCGUUACUAGAUUUCUAGAUUCAGUUUGGGUUUUGUUAGGUUAUGUAGUUCUGCAGCGUCAUUGCCAGGCAUUAAUCCUGAUUGAGGGAAAUUGUCAUGUGACCGUCAAAAAAAAAAAAAAAAAAAAAGCUAUAUAUCUUGUAUAAAUAAAGGACCUUAUCUCAUUGCUUCGAGCUGAGGGUCUGCUAGAAGAAAACCUCUCUGUGCAGGUCUGUGAGGAGCCGUGGUUGUGAACAGGAUGUAUUGAAACUCAUGAUGCAAGGUGAAGUGUACGUUUUGAAAUGCCUUUAGUGGCCUGUUCAGAGAUGGAAACAGCACUCCCAUUCCGCGCUUUAAUGCGAGCCCCGGUGUGUAACGGUAACAAGCUCAGGUGUGUUAUUAAAUGCUAGUAAAACCAGGAAUGGAUCGGACUGCUAUGCAAAGGGAGUUUUAUUCAGGGAUGGAAGUGAGUCAUUUUUUAUAGUGAGUGAUUAUUACAGUAGCACUAAUUCCACUGCCUGUUUUUCUCUUCAAGAAAGGUGCAACUAAUUAUGAGCUUUAAGACACUGCAGGAUGUUUUAAGCAGUUGGUAAUAGUGUACGAUGCUUGUUACAUCAGUGUACAGCUCUGGCCAAAAGUGUCGCAUCACCCUGUAGAAUUAACUUUGCUUCAUAGAGUCGAAUGCAACCUGCUGCAUAAUGUUACGUUAACAUAUUGAAUUGCACACCGCUGUGUAGUUUUUCAUAUACUGAAGACUUUUGUGAUACCAUUUUGUAGUUUCUUUGAGAACAUGAUGUUAAAUAAAAUGUGUUUUUUUUUUCUUUAUUUUGUACAUUUAAAAGGCAUGUUUUAAUGAAUAUAACAGCUUUUGUACUGUUUUUAAUGAAUAAAUAACUUCCUAGUG
Acipenser ruthenus (sterlet) is the source of this 4010-nucleotide messenger RNA. RefSeq names its product choline transporter-like protein 2. NCBI's taxonomy places the organism in Eukaryota, Metazoa, Chordata, Actinopteri, Acipenseriformes, Acipenseridae. Gene Ontology annotation, biological process: transmembrane transport; choline transport. The transcript has 22 exons. The coding region runs from base 192 to 2336 and encodes 714 amino acids. Gene Ontology annotation, molecular function: choline transmembrane transporter activity. Gene Ontology annotation, cellular component: membrane. The record is from RefSeq and is a predicted model, not a curated record.